CCGCCGGUGCCGCCGGGCCCCAAGGUGCACGCCACCCGGGGCGAGGUGUGGCCCAGGCCCGCCAGCAUCCGGCGCAGCCCCGGCUUCUACCUGCUGCGUCCGCUGUCCUUCUACUUCCAGAUCACGGGCAGGCGGUGCGCGCUGCUGGAGCCCGCCACGACGCGCUACCUGCGCGUGGUGCAGGCCGAGGCCGCGGUGGCGGCCCCCAGGCCGUCCAGGGCGCACCGGACGCGCGCCGAACGCAACAGCUGGGCGCGGGCCUGGCGCACCGAUCCGCUGUUCCGGGGCUACCUGCGCUCCCUGCAGGUCGAGGUGGAGGACUGCGAGGACUGGCCCUGGCCCGGCAUGGACGAGUCCUACCAGUUGGUGGUGGACGACAGCGCCCCGGGCGCGUCCAAGAUCAAGGCCCGCAGCGUGUGGGGCGCGCUGCGGGGGCUGGAGUCCUUCGUGCAGCUGCUGAGCCCCAGCGACGACGGCGCCACGCUGCUGGUGAACGUGACCGAGGUGGACGACGCGCCCCGGUUCCCGCACCGCGGCCUGCUGCUGGACACGUCGCGCCACUUCCUGCCCGUCGAGGACAUCAAGCUCGAGCUGGACGCCCUGGAGGCCGUCAAGAUGAACGUGCUGCACUGGCACAUCGUCGACGACCAGUCCUUCCCGUGGCAGAGCUCGCUCUUCCCCGAGCUCAGUGAGAGUGGAGCCUACGACCCCUCGCAGACGUACAGCCCGGAGAACGUCCGGGACAUCCUGGAGUACGCCCGCCUGCGCGGCAUCCGCGUCGUCGCCGAGUUCGACACGCCGGGCCACACCCGGUCCUGGGGCGAGGGUCGGCCCGGGCUGCUCGCCGCGUGCCACGACUCGUCCGGCCGCCCCGACGGCACCUUCGCCAACAUCGACCCCACCAAGCCGCAGAACCGCGAGUUCCUCAAGCAGCUCUUCGGCGAGGUGGCGGCCGUCUUCCCGGACCCCGUGCUGCACCUCGGCGGCGACGAGGUCCCCGAGUUCUGCUGGAACAGCGACCCCGGCGUGAGGGCGUACAUGGAGAACCGCGGCAUCAGCGGCGACUACCGCCGCCUGCAGUCCGAGUACCUGCGCUGGCUGACGCUCGAAGUGCAGCGCCUGAACCGCACGCCUGUCGUCUGGCAGGAGGCGUGGGAGAACGGCGACUUCGCCGCCAACGAGGUCAUCGUGCACGUCUGGCUGGGCGACGCCAUGGACCUCAUCAACAAGAUCACCCGGCGGGGCUUCCGCGCGCUGCUGUCCGAGACCUGGUACCUGGACCACCUGCAGACGGGCUGGGAGGCCAUGUACCGCAUCGACCCGCACAACUUCGCCGGCACCCCGGACCAGCUGCGCCUGGUGGAGGGCGGCGAGGCGUGCAUGUGGAGCGAGAUGGUGGACGCCACGAACGUGCACUCGCGGGUGUGGCCGCGCGCCGCCGCCGUGGCCGAGCGCCUCUGGUCGCCGAGGACGACGCGCGACACGACGGCGGCAGCGAGACGACUCGAGGAGCUGGUGUGUCGCCUCAACCGGAGGGGCAUCCCGUCGUCGCCCGCCAACGGCCCCGGGUACUGCCCGCGCUAGAAGCGGCGGCAGGGGCACCCGGGGCACCGCACCUCAAGCUCCAAAACUGUGCUCAUUUUUGAUAAGUUGUGUGUUGUGUUGGCGUUUGGAUGUGGAAACGAAAGAGAAAAUAGAUAAAUAAUAAAGUUAAUUA
Messenger RNA from Thrips palmi, 1717 nucleotides. Its product is annotated as beta-hexosaminidase subunit alpha-like. The record is from RefSeq and is a predicted model, not a curated record. The annotation marks the transcript as partial. Gene Ontology annotation, molecular function: beta-N-acetylhexosaminidase activity. Lineage: Eukaryota; Metazoa; Arthropoda; Insecta; Thysanoptera; Thripidae. Gene Ontology annotation, cellular component: membrane. Gene Ontology annotation, biological process: ganglioside catabolic process; carbohydrate metabolic process; glycosaminoglycan metabolic process. The transcript is spliced from 8 exons.